AUGACUUGCGCACGUUACUGGAUUCUUCUCGUGUUGGUUGUCGCCAUUGAUGCGGCGACAUCAGCUGAUGUUCCAGAUGUGCACUGUUGGUGUGCAAGUUACCCCAACGUCACCUUCUGCUCGUGGCCUGAGCCCGCUAAUGUAUCACCUCUGCGCUACAUUGCCUCCUACAGUGAGAGACGGCACCCAUCAAUCAGCAAACCGUGCCAUCUUACUCCACCCGUUUCCUCCUCUGCCUCAUCCUCUUCAGAGCAGCUGUGGCACUGUCACCUGCCCAACUUAAAGCUUCUGACCGAUUACGUCAUCAACGUGACAACACUGUGGUCAACAGGAAACAGUACCUCUCACCUCAAAAGCUUCAUGCUGGAAGACAUUGUGAAACCCGACCCCCCUGUGAACGUCAAGGUGUCCCCCCACCAUAACAGGAAGGUGUUGAUUGAGUGGUCGGCCCCACCGACGUGGUCUCACCUGGACAUGGCGCCACUCAAGUACCGGAUCAUGUACCAGUGGGAGCACAAGGGCCAAUCCAUGUCUGUCAGUCUGGGUCCGUUGGAGAGAACAAGCAUGGAGGUGAUGGGUCUGAGUCCAGGAAGGAAGUACAUGUUUCAGGUGUGUGCUCAGGACCUGCUGGGCCUGGGCCAGUGUAGUCUCUGGAGCUGGCCUGUCACAAUCACUUUACCCACAAACAAAAUGUCUUAA
Molecule: messenger RNA, 699 nt
Organism: Corythoichthys intestinalis (scribbled pipefish)
Lineage: Eukaryota; Metazoa; Chordata; Actinopteri; Syngnathiformes; Syngnathidae
Gene: ebi3
Product: Epstein-Barr virus induced 3
Exons: 6
Coding region: 1-699 (232 amino acids)
Molecular function (GO): protein binding
Source: RefSeq, a predicted model, not a curated record